This is a messenger RNA of Durusdinium trenchii, 4674 nucleotides long. Lineage: Eukaryota; Dinophyceae; Suessiales; Symbiodiniaceae. The record is from the annotation of a GenBank genome assembly.
AUGGACACGAGCGCCCUGCUUGCCAUCAUUGCACAGUCAAGGAGCAGCAACGAUGCCCCCACGGCAGACAAGGCCGCGGCCUCAGCAGCCUCGUCAAAUUCAGAUCAUGAGGAUGAGGAGUCUGACGAUGAAGGGCCAGGUGCUACUGCUACCUUUUUUGGUUCCAAGCGCAAAGCAGGUGCUUCCAAAGCAGCCCCCAAAGUUCCAGCCAAAGCUGCCAAAGCCAAACAAACCAGCGCCCCUUCCACUUCAGCCAGAGGAGGCAAAGCAUCGCAGACAGCGCCUGCUAGCUCCUCCAAGGCCUCCAAGGUUGAGAGCGCCCAGGUUGCAAAGAAGAACGAAGCCAAGUCUGUGUUGGUUGCUGCUGCUGCCGACGGCACAGCAGAGUCAACUAUGGCUUUGGAUGGACGCGCCCAAAGAACCCUUCGCACCCUCCAGAAGUCCUUGUCUGAUCAACUAGCCGCCCUUCAAGCCAUCAAUGUCGAUGACGGCCCUACGCCAGUGGCUACUGCAGCACAGGCCGCCUACAAGACAGACUGCAAGAAGCGCGAGGGCGAGCUGAGGAAGAUCGCAAAGAACGUUAGGGAGGUGAUCAAACGCGCAGAAAAGAGUACCAACAAGGACGCCUUUGGUGAUGAGUUGACCAAAUUGGAUGAGGUAGGCCAGGCUGCAAACGCUCUUGCAGAUUUGUUCUCAGUGAUGCCGGUUCCAUGUGCCCAAGCAGACUUGGUCACCAGCGCUUAUGAGGCCGCACUUGUUUUUUUCACUGAGGAGUCAGCUAUCCUUGCAAGCCAAACACUGGGCAGUGGAUUUCGUUUGAAGUAUGUCUUGGCCAAAGCAAGCUGUCACUUCUUCUAUGAGGAGUACAAGAAGUUCUGUGAUUGCUUCAAGGCAGAGGAAGAAGAAAUCCAAGCUUUAGCGACGCUGGUGGGGCAUGAGUCCUUGGAACAGCAAGCUGCGCUUGAGAUGGAAGGUCGCCUAGUUUCAAUGCUGCAAGGCAUUCCUGAGCAGGAAUUGCAAGACAUGGAUGCUGGCAAAAGCUUAGCUGACGAUUCCCAGCUUGUCAAAACUUUGUCCCUGGCCAGGCUUGUCAUGGACAGUUGUGACGAUCAAGGGUUUCUUGCACGCAGCCUGAAAGGCGAUGUCACUGUGGUUGCCAGCCUCCUGGACAGCAGCAAUGUUCUCAAACUGGAAGCUGCUGUGGGAACCUUGAGCGAGGUUGCAACUGCAUCUACAGCAAAAAAAGGCGCCUCAGAGAAAGCAUUGAUGACUCCAAUACAGCGUUUCUUUCUGCAGUGCGCAGGGGGCCAGAGUCUUUAUGCUUUGGCGUCUGCUAGAGUCACUGCAGGUGAGCAGGAAUCAAAGUUUGAAGCUUUGGUUGUGGAGGCCGAAGAGCUGUUGAAGAGUUUCCCUGAGAGCAUUCCUGCUGGCUUCAGCCAAGACCAAAUGGCUGAUAAGAUCAAUAGCUUCUUUGUCCCAGCCAACCAGAAAGUGGGCGAUGUGCAGAAACAGCUCAAGCAAGCUGUGAAGGCUGCUAGCCAGGGACAAAAGGAGAGGCUUAAGGCCAGGUUUAACAGGCUCAAGGAGGAUUUUGCAAAGAAGGUCACCCUACUGACCAAGACCUUUUUGGUUGACUCUGUGACUGAGGUGAUGGACAUCCUGCGCUCAGCAAUCGUUGCUGACUGCAUCGUCGUUGUAUCAGGGCAACGCAAGUUGAUCGACCUGUCGCAAGCGUUCUCAGCUCUGCAUGCUGAAAAGGUUGUAAAGCACCCCCUCCUUGCUGAGCUUCCCAACGCAGAGUGGCUGAAGCAAUACGAAGGUUUUGUUGCCAAGUUGGUGGUUGCGGUUGAGAUCGUGUUUAACAACCACCCAGCAUUCAGCCACCUGCCCAAGAAGGACUUCAAGGUGGAAGUUGUCAAGGGCGACCUUGCAGUGUUGGUUUCCGAGCUCAAGCAAUGGAUCCAGGAUGAAAAACUUCUUGUGAAUAUCAAUGAACAUUUUGUCAAAGCUUGUGGGACCUCACUUGCUACAGCCUGCGCUUCAGGUCUGCAGGCCGUCAAACAUAUGCUUGAGCAGGGCCAAAAGGGGGUUGCGGGCACAGGGAUGUCAAGUGAGACUGAGUUGAACUUGUUGCAGAAGAUACCUCUGGACAAUCCAUUGCGGCCUUUAGUGGCAGGCUUCUUGGAGGUGGCGAAGCAUGUGGAGGCCGAUGACAAGCUUGGAGGUGCUUUGCAAGACUUGCAGAGAAAGCUCGUCGAAGCCCAGAAAGUUGGAGAAAAGGAGCCGCAAGUCAAGGAACAACUCACUGCUUCUGGUUUUGCUGCAGCCGUCCCAUGGUUUCAUGACCUCGGUGCCAAGUUCGUGUCCAGGAGUCAAAAGACAGUUGAUGACAUGUCUGACGCCGUGCGUGUUCAGGGCAAAGCUGUGGGCAAAAUGCUAGAGUCUUUGCCAGGCUUUGACAAUGAGGACAAGUACCGUGGCAAGGGCUUGACGGUUGUGCAGAAGCUUGCUGCAGACACAAAGCAACUGUCUGAGAAGAUAGAGAGCCUUGAAAAUCAUGUUGCAAGCUUGAAGGCUGCCGAAACAUUGGACUUUGGAUUGGGGCCUCUGGCCAAGUCAGCCAUGGAGGGCGAAGAACUUGGCACUGAGGUGAAGACAUUAAAGGGCAUUUUGGCAACCGCUUCUUUGCAUGUUGCGCUAGUGGCAGGCCUGUGUGUUCUGAGGAAUCCCGAGCUGGGCAGUGCUUCUGCUCAGGGCAGCAAGGCGCUGAAGGAGUUGCGGCCAAUAGUUGAGACCUUGCAGAAACAUUUGGCAGAGUUGCCUGAGGGGGAGGCAGAGCUGAAACAGUUCACCCAAAAGGCGGUAGAGGAAUGCACUGCUUUGCUUGCAGGCAAGAGGCCUCCAAAGAAACAACCUGGCGCUGAGACCAAGACACAGGAAAAGAAGGCCAAUGAGACAGAGGAAGACAAGGAUGAGAAGGGUCAAAGAAAAGACCAGGAAAAAGACAAGAGCAAGGACAAUGACAAGAAGAAAAAGAAAGAUAAGAAAAAGAAAGAUAAGAAAAAGAAAGAUAAGAAAAAGGAAAAGAAAGAAAAGAAGAAAGCCAAAGAGGCCACAGAAGAGGAAGGAGAGGACGUGGAAGAGGAAGAGGCCAAUGAGCCGCCAGCUAAGAAAGCAAAGGCCCAGGUUUUGGAAAACAGUGCUGCUGCAGAUUGGGUCUACAAGUACAAGGCUCCUGGAGAUGGUAGGCGCCUGAAAAAGAACGACUCUUGCGAGGAAAGCCGGCUGAUGCUUGAGGCCUCUGGCCGGGUUGUCGAUCCAGCAGCGAUUAAGAACGGCUCUUUAUUGCUAAGCCUUGCCGAAGAGCAUAUUAAGGGCUACUGGACACUUUUUCCAGACCAGGAGUUCGGACCGCAGCUGACUUCCACAGAUUGCAAAAUGGAGGAGUUGAGUUUGUCUUGGGGAAGCUGUUGCAGCGGGUCGGAAGGUGCCUUCUAUGUCUUUGAAGCAUUGAAUUCAGUUUUUGAGUCUCAUGAUGUGCGGCUUUCUUUGCGACAUAAGUUCAGCUGCGAGUCUCACCAAGACAAGCAAAAGUGGAUCCAAGCAGUGGUGAAGUGUGGGCCUCUUGAUCGUUCCCUUGAUGGAGAAACCCUGUGCAUUCCAGAGGAAGCAGGUUCACCUUGUAUUUUUGCCAAUAUUGCGAUCUUCACAAAGGUGUUCUUGGUCGACCUGUCCUCGAAAUGUCUGGAAAUGUCGACAUCCAAGGGCGGCUCUGCUCAAACUUACCACGGUUUCAUUUCCUAUGUUCAAGCCAUGCCACCGCUGUUUGUGUUCUAUGAGAAUGUGGAUGCUAUAGAGGACGCAAUUGGGCCUCAGGCCGUGUCCAACAUGGACAUCCUCUUGAACCAAAUGUCUGAAUUAGGCUACGCUUCUCAAAAGAUGAUGACCGAUGCGAAGGAAUUUAGGCUCCCAGCCAGGCGGCGUCGUAGCUACGUCCUUUUUGUUCGGCAAACCAAUCCAUACUUGGAUUUCUCGAAGCAAGGGUUGCACGAUGCCCUAGCAACUUUCCGUCUGAUGGUGGCCUCUUGUCUACGGUCUGCUCCUUGUGUCUCUGAAGUGCUGCUAGACAAUGCAGAUGAUGACGAAGCGGCUGAGAUAGCCGGUGGGCUAGAAGAACGACGGGCCCGAGUCUUCUGGUGUGCGUCCAUCCCACCGCACCCCCAAAUCUUGGCUGAUCUUGAAGUGCUGCUCGGGCCACUUGUCGCAGCUUUGCGCAUUUGGGGCCUUGGCUGCCCUCUUUGCUGCUGCGGCUUCCUGGGCCAGGAGGCUUUGCUGUUGCAAGGGUUUCCUGUCCGACCUUUUCUGGCAGCCCAUGAGAAAUUGCGAAAGAAUGAAGCUGCUUCCACCCAGAGCAAUCAGCCUCUGGCUGGGUCAACAAAGAAAAGGAAGAGAGAGGAGAAGGAGAAAACAAUCCAGUUGGACAUCUCUGAGAGCCUGAUGCAGGACCUAGCUGGCAAUGCUAUGGCGUUGCCAGUCGUUCUCGGCAUUGUUCAGUCUGCCCUGUGCUGUUUCAAGUGGAAACCACUGGUGGAGCCAGCCACUGAGGAGCAGUUGGAUUUGGCCAUGGGCGCCUUAGGUAUCCUUGCGAGCCUUCAGGGCAAGUCUGGAAAGUGA